Molecule: messenger RNA, 1746 nt
Organism: Dictyostelium discoideum AX4
Lineage: Eukaryota; Evosea; Eumycetozoa; Dictyosteliales; Dictyosteliaceae
Gene: pgs1
Product: phosphatidylglycerophosphate synthase 1
Exons: 2
Coding region: 1-1746 (581 amino acids)
Biological process (GO): cardiolipin biosynthetic process; phosphatidylglycerol biosynthetic process
Cellular component (GO): cytoplasm
Molecular function (GO): CDP-diacylglycerol-glycerol-3-phosphate 3-phosphatidyltransferase activity; catalytic activity
Source: RefSeq, a predicted model, not a curated record
AUGAUAAAGAGAGCAUUGGCACCAAUCGUUCAACCACAAAGAUUGUUUGCCGCUUUAAUGGUAAUUGGUGGUGGUGGUAGAUCAGCAACAACAACAACAACAACAACAACUAAAGCAUGUGGUAAUGGAUCAUCUCAGUCACCUCCAUCUACACCAUUAUUAUCAUCAAAAUCCUCAACAAUAACAUCAAAUAAAAAAUCAGCAAUACCAUCAUCACAUUUAUAUAUUCCAAAGAAAUCAACAUUAGAUUCUAGACAAAUUGGAAAUUAUUCAAGAGAAUAUUCUACCUCCUCCUCUUCAUCAUCAAAAAAGUCAAUCUUUAAUGAUACAUAUUUAAAUGAUUUAUUUUGGCAAUUAUCAUCACAAGGUCCUGCAUUUGAAGUUAAUCCAAAUAAUAUAGAUUUUAUUCAAGAACCAAUUGAUUUUUAUAAUCAUUUAAUUGAUGGAGUUAAAAGAUCAAAAAAAAGAAUUACAAUGGCAUCAUUAUAUUUAGGUACAAGUAAACAAGAGAUUGAAUUAGUUAAAGAGAUGAAAUUAGCAAUGGAAAGAAAUAAAGAAUUAAAGAUACAUAUAUUAUUGGAUGGUUUAAGGGGUACUAGAAUUGGAUUAGAUAAAGAGAGUAGUGCAACUAUAUUGGGUGAACUAUUAAGCCUUUACUCUGAUCGUGUCACUAUAAGUAUGUAUCAUACACCAGACCUAAAUGGAAUCUUAAAGAAAGUAUUACCACCAAGAAUCAAUGAAACCAUUGGUGUUCAACAUAUUAAAACCUAUAUAUUCGAUGACGAUUUACUUUUAAGUGGUGCAAAUCUAUCUAAAGAUUAUUUCACAAAUAGACAAGAUCGUUAUGUUUUAAUUCGUUCCACAAGCACAGUUUCAAACUAUUUCAAUGAGAUCGUUGAAAUCAUCGGUUCACUCUCUCUACAUGUCGAUAAAGAUAAUAGGAAUCAGUUACUCCUAUCAUCUGGUUCAAUCGAUCCAGUCACACAAUCAAAUGAAUUUAAAAAUUUAGCAUAUACAAAAUUAUCAACACUUUUAAAAUCACAUUCAUAUUAUCCAAGUAACAGUAAUAGUAAUUCAUCAGUUGAUUCACCAUUUGAUUGUAAUAAUAUAAAUAAUGGGGAGACUACUUGGAUAUUUCCAACAAUUCAAAUGGGACCAUUUAAUAUACGUCAGGAUGAGGUUGUUACAUCACACAUUUUCGAAUCUGUUCCAAAUGAUUCUAAAUUCUUUAUCACUUCACCAUACUUUAAUUUAACAGAGAAUUACUUAAACUUAAUUCUAACUGGUAAACCAAAAUUGGAUAUUAUCACAUGUUCACCACAAGCCAAUGGAUUCUAUGGUAGUAAAGGCUUGAGUAGUGCAGUACCCGACUGUUAUGCAAUUAUAGAGAAACGUUUCCUUCAACGUGUUCAAGAUACUGAUAAUGGUGAUCGUAUCUCUGUUCAAGAGUAUAUUCGUGAUAAAUGGACCUAUCAUGCCAAGGGACUUUGGAUUCAAGUAAAGAAUCAACAACAUCCAUCCAUUACACUCAUUGGUAGUCCAAAUUUCGGUUCACGUAGUGUUGAAAAGGAUUUAGAAGCUCAAAUCAUUUUAAUCACUCAAAAUAAACAAUUACAACAAAAAAUGGAAAAUGAAAAAAAUUAUCUUUGGACUGAUACUCAAAAUGCUAACCUUGAAUUAUUUGAAAAAAGAAAAGUUUCUUUAAUGGUUAGAUUUUUAGUUUAUAUUUUUGGUAAUUAUUUAUAA